Myotis myotis is the source of this 2196-nucleotide messenger RNA. Its product is annotated as disintegrin and metalloproteinase domain-containing protein 20-like. Bases 1 to 2196 code for a protein of 731 amino acids. Gene Ontology annotation, molecular function: metalloendopeptidase activity. NCBI's taxonomy places the organism in Eukaryota, Metazoa, Chordata, Mammalia, Chiroptera, Vespertilionidae. The transcript has a single exon. Gene Ontology annotation, cellular component: sperm head plasma membrane; plasma membrane; external side of plasma membrane. The record is from RefSeq and is a predicted model, not a curated record. Gene Ontology annotation, biological process: male gonad development; proteolysis.
AUGGCUGUGUAUGGUGGCUCCAUAAUGGCUGUGAGUGAGGCCCUGGUGUGUGUCAGGAACACUCUCCUGUCACUCUGGCUGGCGGUAGUUCUGUUCCUAUAUGGAUGGUCCCAGGUUGUGCACUCCCGACCCCAUGGUGCCCCAGAAGUGGUGAUUCCCUUGAAGGUAGCAGGCUUUGGCAUGAAGACUAAAGACUGGCUCUCUUACAGAAUGCAUUUUGGGGGCCAGAAUCAGAUAAUCCACAUGAAGGUCAACAAGCAUUUUCUGUCCAGACACUUCCGAGUGGUUACCUACUCAGACCAGGGUGCUCUCUUUGAGGACCAGCCUUUUGUAAAGAAUGACUGCUACUACCAGGGUUAUGUGGAGGGGGACCCAGAAUCCCUGGUUUCCUUCAGUACCUGUUUGGGGGGCUUGCAAGGAAUAUUACAGACAAAUGACAUUGUUUAUGAAAUAGAGCCCGAUACACUUUCUACCAUAUUUGAACAUUUCAUAUAUAAAGUGGACAGUGAGGAGACACAAUUGCCACCCAUGAGAUGUGGAGUAACAGAUGAAGAAAUAGCACGACAACUGAAGUUUCAGGAGAGUGUUAAUUUCACUUUGAUGCAGAGUGGGUAUGAAGGCUGGUGGACACACAACCGGCUUCUUGAACUGGCAGUGGUGGUGGACCACAAUCGCUAUCUUCAUCACCAAAGUAACACCACAGCUGUGCAGUAUGAAGUAUGCUUUAUUGUCAAUGAAGUUGAAUAUUUUUUAUAUUCUCUAGAUGUUGAUGUUGUUUUAAUGGGAAUUGAGGUCUGGACUGAAAAAAACCCUAUUAAAAUAGGUUCGAUAGGUAAUGUCCUGGGCACAUUUUGCAAUUGGAAGCAAACUAGCUUUAACAGCCGCCUUCCACAUGAUGUUGCACAUCUUUUGGUAAAACAUAGCUAUGGUAUUACUCUUGGCAUAGCCUUUAUUGGAACAGUAUGUAACUUUACAUAUAAUUGUGGAGUGGAAAGUUUAAUGUACAAUAAAUUGAGUGCUGUUGCACACACUGUUUCCCAUGAGAUUGGUCAUAAUUUUGGGAUGAAUCAUGAUGACAAAACUUGUAUAUGUGGACAUAAACAAUGCAUAAUGUAUCCAGUAAGAUCAAAUGGAAUAAGAUUCAGCAACUGCAGCUAUGCUAGCUUCAUCAACACCACAGCAGGGCAAAACUGUAUGUACGUUUCAUCAAAUGCAGGGAACAUCUUCACACUUGCACGGUGUGGGAACAGUGUGGUUGAAGAAGGAGAAGACUGUGACUGUGGCGCUUUACAUUUGUGUAUGGAAGAUCCGUGCUGUGAGUCAGACUGCACUCUCAGCCCUGGGGCUGCUUGUGCUUCUGGGCUUUGUUGCAGACACUGUCAGAUCGCUCGAAGAGGAAAAGUUUGUAGAAAAAAGAAAAAUGAAUGUGAUCUCCCAGAGUGGUGCAAUGGGACAUCCUACCAUUGUCCAGAGGAUGUGUAUGUGCAGAAUGGGAUCUCAUGCAAGGGCGGUGGCUACUGCUAUGAAAACAGAUGCAAUAACCGUGAAGAGCAGUGUAGGAACGUAUUUGGCAAAGAGGCCAAGAGUGCAAAUCAGAAUUGUUACACGGAAAUGAACACCCGAGGUGACCGUUUUGGGAACUGUGGUUUAAUGAACGGUGCGUACAUAAAAUGUAGCAUCUCAGAUACCUUGUGCGGGAGGAUUCAGUGUGAAAACGUGACAAAACUUCCCCUUCUGAGAGAUCAUUCUACUGUGCAUUGGACUCACUUCAAUGGCGCCACCUGCUGGGGUACCGACUACCACUUCGGGAUGACCCUACCUGACAUUGGUGAUGUGAAAGAUGGGACAGAGUGUGGGGCAGAACAUGUCUGCAUCCAAAGGAAGUGUGUCCAUAGGUCACUUCUGGUAACUAGUUGUUCACCUAAGAGCUGCAAUCUGAAAGGAGUCUGCAACAACAGGCAGCACUGCCAUUGCAACUCGCAGUGGGAGCCUCCCUUCUGCCUGGAAAGAGGCCAUGGAGGUAGUAUUGAUAGUGGCCCACCCCCUGGGAGAACAGUGAGACAAAAGACCAAUUACCUGGGACCACUUUGGUUGAUUCGUUUCAUUCUUUUAUUAUGCUUGUUAAUUUUGGGUUUUCUGACACGCAGAAGAACAGAUAAGAGUGAAGAGCAGAAUGUGGCACCUUCACAUGAGUAA